GGUAGCAGACAGGUGCCGGAGAAAUCCCUGAAAAUUUCGUCUACACUGUAUGUUGGCAACCUGUCUUUCUACACCACCGAGGAGCAGAUCCAGGAGCUCUUCUCCAAGUGUGGAGACGUCAAGAGGAUUGUCAUGGGGCUGGACAAGAUCAAGAAAACCCCCUGUGGCUUCUGCUUUGUCGAAUACUACACAAGAGCAGACGCGGAACAUGCAAUGCGAUUUAUCAAUGGCACACGUCUAGAUGACCGCAUCAUUCGAACAGACUGGGAUGCGGGGUUUAAGGAGGGGCGACAGUAUGGAAGAGGAAAGACUGGAGGACAGGUGCGAGAUGAGUACCGGACAGACUAUGAUGUGGGAAGAGGUGGCUUUGGCAAGAUCAUUCAGAUGCAGAAGGCAAAUCAUCAGCCUGCAAUCUAUUAAUUGCCUCGUGGGUCCUAGCUCAUAGAGGGCUCUGUCCUUUCAGAACUAGCCCUGUUUUCUCGCAUUUUGGAUUGGGGUAGGGAGUGAGAUCCAAGUUCCAGCAAAAGGUGACCCUCCUUAGACUGUGGAUAUACAUGUAUUCAUUCCCGCUUCUUUCUGGGCUAGAGACAAUGUUCUGUGUUGAUACAGGGCAACAAGGGAAAAAAAUGGACAGCUCUGCAAGAUUCUGGGUAAGAAGAAAUGCAGCAUGUCACACACACCUCAUGCUAUGACAUACAACUCUUCACGUUGCAGCUAGGCAGGUGUCUUCCUCCAAGCUAUGACUGCAGCCAUGGUUGCUCUCAAAUGGAACUUCUUAAAAGCUUACUGCCAUGAGAGCCCUCCAGGUGCCUGGGCGCUUUGUGGGGAUGCACAAGAGAUUUCUAAUUUACAGGCUCAUCUGCUUACAAAGCAGUAUCACUGUUUGGAUGAGAGAAGUGGAACAAGGUCUUACCAUACACUUGGAGGUGCUUGUCUGCACAUCUAGCCCUUGGGUUGUUCAGGGCCUGCAGAGCAUUUCUCUUUAUGAUGCCCCCAGUGCUGCCUGGUUUUUUGGAUCCUCGCUGUUCAGCAUGAUUUUGUUAAAAGUUUAUUUUACUUUUUUUAAAUAAACAGUUGUAUUGGGUCUG
Pterocles gutturalis (yellow-throated sandgrouse) is the source of this 1088-nucleotide messenger RNA. It is a transcript of the gene NCBP2, whose product is annotated as nuclear cap binding protein subunit 2, 20kDa. The transcript is spliced from 3 exons. Gene Ontology annotation, biological process: mRNA cis splicing, via spliceosome. NCBI's taxonomy places the organism in Eukaryota, Metazoa, Chordata, Aves, Pterocliformes, Pteroclidae. Gene Ontology annotation, cellular component: nuclear cap binding complex. The annotation marks the transcript as partial. The record is from RefSeq and is a predicted model, not a curated record. Gene Ontology annotation, molecular function: RNA cap binding.